AUGGAGCAGGUGCAGUUCCUAGGCCCGGGGAUGGACCCAGUCUCGGAGAACCGCCCUCAUCCUGUCCCUAGUGGAGAGUCCUUGCACUGGCUGACUUUAGGCGAGGUCAGCCAUGGGGGACAGCAGUGUUUCCUGGUCUCUGCCCUUUGGGCCCCUGGAAUGAAAGCGGGGCCUCCACAGCCAGCAGGGUCCCUGCCCCUUGCUCUUGCUCCCCUCAGCACCUUCUCCAAGCGUCCGCUCAGCACUGCGGUUCUGGAGGCCCUCUCAGCCGAAGAGUCCUCCAAGGCAAGGAAUCUCGAAAAUCGAUUGGAAAUAGAUGGGUUUCCUCCAUCUCCACUUGUCGUAAAGGACUUUAUUGUAUUGCGAGGGCUUUGCUCACCCGCAUUGGGCAGGCCCGGGCAACUUUUAAACGGCCACACGAACAACUGGGCGGUGCUGGUCUGCACUUCCAGGUUCUGGUUCAAUUAUCGCCACGUGGCCAACACGCUCUCUGUUUAUAGAAGUGUCAAGAGACUCGGGAUUCCUGACAGUCACAUCGUCCUGAUGCUUGCGGACGACAUGGCAUGCAACCCCAGAAACCCUAAGCCGGCCACCGUGUUUAGCCACAAAAACAUGGAACUGAACGUUUAUGGAGACGAUGUGGAAGUCGAUUAUAGAAGCUACGAGGUGACCGUGGAGAACUUUCUGCGCGUGCUGACGGGAAGGGUCCCCCCGAGCACCCCGCGGUCCAAGCGCCUCCUCUCUGAUGACCGAAGUAACAUUCUGAUUUAUAUGACGGGCCACGGGGGGAACGGCUUCCUGAAGUUCCAGGACUCUGAAGAGAUCACCAACGUAGAACUCGCUGACGCCUUCGAACAAAUGUGGCAGAAGAGGCGCUACCACGAGAUGCUGUUCAUCAUUGACACUUGCCAGGGGGCGUCCAUGUACGAGCGCUUCUACUCCCCCAACGUCAUGGCGCUGGCCAGCAGCCAAGUGGGCGAGGACUCCCUCUCGCACCAGCCUGACCUCGCCAUCGGCGUCCACCUCAUGGACAGGUACACCUUCUACGUCCUGGAGUUUCUGGAGGAGAUCCACCCGGCCAGCCAGGCCAACAUGAACGACCUGUUUCAGGUGUGCCCCAAGAGCUUGUGCGUCUCGACUCCCGGACAUCGGACCGACCUUUUUCAGAGAAAUCCUCAGAACGUGCUGAUAACGGAUUUCUUCGGAAGCGUGAGGAAGGUGGAGAUCACCACGGAGAGGGUGGCCCUGAAGCCGGACCCGAGCUCCCUGGGGUACAGUCACCUCAAAUGCCAAAAGGAUGAAGAACUGACAGAACCACUUAAUUAUGCCGAACAGCUUCCUGUGGCUCAAAUAAUUCACCAGAAACCCAAGCAGAAGGAAUGGCACCCGCCGGGAGGCUUCAUCCUGGGGCUCUGGGCCCUCAUCCUCAUGGUGUUCUUCAAGACAUACGGCAUCAAGCACAUGAAGUACGUGUUUUAGGGGCCGAGGCCUCGGAGACCCCAGCUCCUGGUCUCCCGCUCGUGCUCAGGCCCUUCCGUUGUCUGUGCUAACUGUGGGGUGGGUGGGUUGUGCCUUGGGUGAUGGUUUCAGAUGUUAACUUUUCAGGGUGAGACCUUCAGGUUUGUUAAUAAAUGUGGAACAGCCCUCCCCUC
Messenger RNA from Sarcophilus harrisii (Tasmanian devil), 1652 nucleotides. It is a transcript of the gene PIGK, whose product is annotated as phosphatidylinositol glycan anchor biosynthesis class K. NCBI's taxonomy places the organism in Eukaryota, Metazoa, Chordata, Mammalia, Dasyuromorphia, Dasyuridae. Gene Ontology annotation, molecular function: GPI-anchor transamidase activity. Bases 1 to 1479 code for a protein of 492 amino acids. The transcript has 13 exons. Gene Ontology annotation, biological process: attachment of GPI anchor to protein; protein localization to cell surface; proteolysis. Gene Ontology annotation, cellular component: GPI-anchor transamidase complex. The record is from RefSeq and is a predicted model, not a curated record.